AUCCUUGUGAACUUGAGGAGAAAAUGAAGCACAAUAAUCGAAUUCCGAACGUUCAUUAUCACAAGGAUUGGCAGUUGCAUGUUAAGACUUGGUUCGAUCAGCCUGGACGAAAAAAGAGAAGAAGACUCAAUCGUAUCAAUAAGGCCGCUCGAAUUGCUCCACGCCCUGUCGAACUUUUGAGACCAGCAGUAAGAUGCCCCACACUUAAAUAUAAUACUAAAUUAAGAGCUGGUCGUGGAUUCACUCUUGAUGAGCUCAAGGAAGCUGGAAUUCGUCGUAAAGAAGCACUUACUAUUGGUAUUCCUGUUGACCACCGACGCAAAAAUCGAUCAGUUGAAUCUCUUCAACUUAAUGUUCAACGUUUGAAGACAUAUAAGAGCAAACUCAUUAUCUUCCCUAAAAAUGCCAAAAAACCAAAGAAGGCUGAUUCAGCGCCGGCUGAAACAGCCAAUGCAACUCAACAAAAGGGCGCGGUCUUACCAAUUAAACAAACAUGGACGAGAGAAAAGGCUCGACCUAUUACUGAUGAAGAAAAGGCUGUUAGCGCAUAUGCUGUUUUGCGUAAAGCUCGCUCUGACGCCCGUCUUGUUGGUGUACGUGAAGUCCGUCGUAAGGCCAAGGAAGAGGAAGAAGCUACUAAGAAGAAAUAAAAUUAAAACGAUUUAAUUAAAAUGUCAUUAGUUUUAGUUUGAUUAACAUGUUAAUGAAAAAAUGUAAGUGAUGACGGAGUUAGAGUAACAUUUAAGAAGUCUCACUGAAGCGCUUAUUCAACAUAUAUAUAUAUAAAAUUUAAUUUUUUUUAAAAAAAAAAGUUA
Messenger RNA from Rhizophagus irregularis DAOM 181602=DAOM 197198, 815 nucleotides. Its product is annotated as 60S ribosomal protein eL13. Gene Ontology annotation, biological process: translation. Gene Ontology annotation, molecular function: RNA binding; structural constituent of ribosome. Gene Ontology annotation, cellular component: ribosome; cytosolic large ribosomal subunit. NCBI's taxonomy places the organism in Eukaryota, Fungi, Glomeromycota, Glomeromycetes, Glomerales, Glomeraceae. The record is from RefSeq and is a predicted model, not a curated record.